AUGAAGAAGAAAAUGAAAGGGCACUUCCUCCCUUUCGGCUAUACUCAAACCUUGUUUCAGAGGCUUCAUUCAUUAAGGCAACGCGCAAGAUCAGUCAAUGAUUAUACUGAAGAAUUCUAUCAGUUGGUGGCUCGGAAUGAUUUAUCUGAAACGGAGGAGCAGAUGGUAGCACGGUAUUUGGGGAGAUUAAGGCAGCCCCUGCAGGAUGUUCUCAGCCUUCAUUCAUUGUGGACAGUUUCUGAGGCAUGUCAGCGAGCACUUGCAGUAAAGAAACAGCAAAGUAGGAGGCCAGUGAUCAGAGGUGAAGAAAGUCAGCUAGUUCGCCCUCAAGAAUCUCGUCCUGCUUAUCAGCCACAGCAGGAUAGUUCCAGCUCAAGUAUUAAGUACUUUAGGUGUGGUGAACAGGGGCAUAGGGCGACUGAUUGCAGGAAGCCUACUGGUCAGAAGAAUAAAAAUCUUCUGAUUGAGAAGGAUAUGAUAGAGGAGUUCGAGGAAGUUGGGGAACCCGUGUAUGAUGAGGGUGAAGAUGAGGACGUGCUAUAUGGAGAUGGUCAGGAGACCCUGGUCGUUCGAAAGAGCCUGCUGACUCCCAAGGGCGACGCAGGGGAUGAUUGGUUGAGGACCAAUGUUUUCCACACAAUCUGCACAGUUGCUGAUAAAGUCUGUAAGCUGAUAAUUGAUAGUGGCAGUUGUGAAAAUGUAGUGUCUGAGGAGGCUAUCGAGAAACUGCAACUGAAGAUGGAUCGUCAUCCCAAACCAUACAAGUUGUCUUGGCUAAAUAAAGGCAGUGAGGUAACGGUAGAAAAACGAUGCUUAGUGUCUUUCUCAAUUGGAAAAAAAUAUUUUGAUAAUGCUUGGUGUGAUGUGGUAUCAAUGGACGCCUGUCAUGUUUUGUUGGGACGACCUUGGCAGUAUGAUCGCAGUGUUAUCCAUGAUGAGCGAAAGAAUGCUUAUUCUCUUAGUAUUAAAGGAAAGAGAAUUGUUUUGGUGCCUCGCACGGGAGGAAACAUCCCUGCCCCGGUAGUUAAAAACCCCAAUCUACUUUCUAUGUCCAGGUUUUUGGUUGAGAUUGGGCGUGAAAAAAUAAUUUAUGCUUUAAUGCCUCGUGAAAAUAGUACAACGAGUGUGGAUUCAGAAUUUCCAGCAGAAGUACAACAACUACUGAUGGAGUUUUCUGACUUGAUGCCGGAGGAUCUUCCUCCAGGACUACCACCUAUGAGGGACAUUCAACAUCAGAUCGACCUCAUUCCAGGGUCGAGUCUACCAAACCGACCAGCAUAUCAUCUCAGUCCCAAGGAAGCUGAAAAGUUGCAGCGAGAGGUGGUAGAAUUAUUGGAAAGGGGCUACAUUCGUGAGAGUAUGAGUCCUUGUGCAGUUCCUGCUCUCCUAGUGCCGAAGAAAGAUGGGUCAUGGCAUAUGUGUGUUGAUAGCAGGGCAAUUAACAGGAUUACAGUGAAGUACAGGUUUCCAAUUCCCCGUCCGGACGACAUGUUGGAUCAAUUGUCCGGUUCUAAGGUCUUCUCAAAAUUUGACCUUAAAAGUGGAUACCACCAAAUCAGAAUCAGACCUGGAGAUGAGUGGAAGACCGCGUUCAAGACACAGCAUGGGUUGUACGAGUGGAUGGUCAUGCCCUUUGGACUAUCCAACGCACCCAGCACUUUUAUGAGGUUUAUGCAUCAGGUUUUACGGCCUUUCAUGGGGAAGUUUGUGGUAGUUUAUUUUGAUGACAUACUUAUUUAUAGUCUGACAUGGGAGUCACAUUUUAAUCAUCUUCGUGCUAUCUUUGAUGUAAUGAGGACGGAGCGCUUAUUCAUCAAUUAG
Molecule: messenger RNA, 1821 nt
Organism: Olea europaea var. sylvestris
Lineage: Eukaryota; Viridiplantae; Streptophyta; Magnoliopsida; Lamiales; Oleaceae
Exons: 1
Coding region: 1-1821 (606 amino acids)
Molecular function (GO): zinc ion binding; nucleic acid binding
Source: RefSeq, a predicted model, not a curated record